This is a messenger RNA of Hermetia illucens (black soldier fly), 3605 nucleotides long. RefSeq lists its product as uncharacterized. Lineage: Eukaryota; Metazoa; Arthropoda; Insecta; Diptera; Stratiomyidae. The record is from RefSeq and is a predicted model, not a curated record. The transcript is spliced from 8 exons. Bases 958 to 2709 code for a protein of 583 amino acids.
GUUUGACGGUCGUUUGGCCAACACGUGUGUGUUGUACUGGUACAGAUACAAUCCGGACCCACUAUCCUGUGCUUUUUUCGUUUAUCGUUUCCGCAAUAAGGAUUCAAUAAAUGCACUUUUCGGUGCAUAUUUUUUUCUAUUUAAUCUGGUUAAUUAGAAAAGAUAGUUGUAUCUAAUACCAAAAUUAUUUUUUGGUUCGAAUCACGUUAAGAAAAGUUCGUUUAAAGAGGAAAAUUGUUGUGUGUAUGCGAAGAAGAUACGAAAAAAAAGAAGUGCUCAGUUACGGGAUUUUCGCAUUGGAAUUGACUUGACCAUCACCAUCAUCACCAUCAUCGUCUCUGGCAAAGAAGUGCUAAUAAAUUUUUCGAAAGUUUAAUUCAUUCAUAAACAAAAAUCAAGAAAAAGAGAUACUAGGUCAAAUAAAAGAGCAAAAAAAAGAUUUAAAUUAAAGAAUUUUUUCAUCUUCAUUGUCGCGUGUUUCGCUUUGUAUCUUAAAGAAUACGAAACACGACAUAUCUUUUAUAUUUUUUCGUCUGUUGGUUUAUUGCGAGUACUAUUAUCGGUGUGUAAUCAAACUAAACGACGGAAGUACACUCUUGCAAAGGUGGUAAAUCAAGUACAAUUGUUUUUUUUUUGUUUUUGGUUUAGCUGUUCUCAUUAUUGCCCGGCACCCAGGAAUAAACGAACACACAUAAAACAUAAAAAAGCAUAAAACAUAAAAGAAUAAUAGUAUAAUAGCGUGUAACUUGUCGCGAAACAAACGUACAGAACAUAUAAGAUUAUAAAUCUAAAAAAACAUAACAACAAAAAAAAAGAUACAAAGAGUCAUCGGUGAAAUUGCAGAUACAGACAGAGAGUCGUCAUAUACAGAGAAGAGUUGUUAAUUGGGAUAUAACAAUUUCAGACGACACAAUUCUUCGUUUAUUUAAGAGAUUCCAAGAUAGCAGAAGCUCCAGGAUGUGGAGCUCGCAGAAAGGUCCUACACGACUGUGGGACCUUAGUUUAAGUCAUUUAUUUAUUUUACAUUGUAUGAUUAGUUUAGUUCUAGCUGGUAAUGAAAUUUGGCCUCUAGAAAGGCCCGAAGGUAUGCCAACAAUUAAUUCAUUAGAGGUAAUGUGCGGUAAGGAUCACAUGGACGUCCACUUGACGUUUUCGCAACCCUUUGAAGGCAUUGUUAGUUCUAAAGGACAACAUAGUGAUCCACGUUGUGUAUAUGUGCCACCAUCGACUGGUAAAACAUUCUUCUCAUUCCGAAUAUCCUAUUCACGUUGCGGAACCAAACCGGAUCUUAAUGGACAGUUCUACGAAAACACGGUUGUCGUACAAUACGAUAAGGAUUUACUGGAAGUGUGGGAUGAGGCAAAACGGCUCCGUUGCGAAUGGUUCAAUGACUACGAGAAGACAGCCUCAAAGCCUCCCAUGGUCAUUGCUGACCUGGAUGUCAUCCAGCUGGACUUCAGAGGCGAUAACGUCGAUUGCUGGAUGGAGAUUCAACACGGCAAAGGGCCAUGGGCACCACCUGUUAGUGGAAUUGUGCCGCUGGGAUCAACUCUGACGCUCGUUGUCGCGAUUAACGAUUACCGAGGUGAAUUCGAUAUGCGCGUGAAAUCUUGUGCUGCAUCAGACGGAGCUGGUCACAUCAUAAAACUUUCUGAUGAAUUCGGAUGUGUGUUGAGGCCAAAAAUGAUUUCGCGUUUCUUGAAGGCACGUGCUCCUGAUGAGCGUGCCACAGUCAUCACAUAUGCAUUCUUCCAUGCAUUCAAAUUCCCAGAUGCUCUGAGUGUCCACAUAAAAUGUAAAGUUGAAAUCUGUCGUCAUGGCUGCCUGGACCAUUGCCAACUGAAUGAGAAUGCUCACGAACGUAAAGAUACUAUUUUGGCUAACUCAGAGAACGAUAUUGUACAUGAAACUCCGGAUGAAGGGGUGGACCAUGAUACGUUCUACGAUGAUAUUAUUCAUAAUAGGAAGCAGAUCAAACCAGUUACAGAGGAUAAUACCAAUGGGGUGAACAAUGCCAAUGUGUACGAUAAGAAUGUUAAUUUGGAACCAAGACCAGUACACGAAGAGGAUGAUGAACUAUCCCUUGAUGCGUUGUUUGGUAAUGACGAGCCUGAUGACCCUGAAAUGUUGAAGGAACAGUAUCUGGAACUCAAAAAGAAGGACGAUAAAUUCCCACAUGGUCCUCGCCUUAUUGAAGCACAGAAUCGCAUUGGAAUGCCUCCAGUAGCAGGACCUCGCUCUUUGGAACCUCGUCCAGAAGAAAUUCGACCAGUAUACCGCCCAGAAGCAUCAGGAAACCAUACGCAAAGACGAAGAAGAUCAGUCACAGUAUUGGACAGGAAAGCUCGUAGCGCUGAUGUUGGAGUCAGUGGCAUAUACGACGUCAUAUCUGAGGCCGACCUUGCAUUCAGUCCGGACUCGAAGCAAGAAGCGGUGACAGUUUUCCAAGGACGUAUCACCGAAGAAGUGGUUUAUGGAAUUUGCAUGCCCGUUCCAGGCUUCAGUAUACUUUUCAUUGUUGUAAUUUCAGCAACAAUUGUUUCAGCCCUAAUUGCUGGAUCACUAUUGUACCGGUAUCAGCUCCAGAAGGAAGCUAUAGAGAAACAGACACCCCUGCCCGCCACAACGUUUGCCUCAUGGAUGACCUUGCGCUUGUUCCGGAUGCGACACCCGACAGCAACUACAGGCACACGAGAGACAUCACAGUGACCGUGGGCAGAAUUCAGAUGCGUGCUAAAGAGACGCCAAAAACAUCCCCAAUUUCUUAAUGACUGAUAUACAAUAUUUAUUUAAUUUGUUUAAUUCGGGCCGAUAUGCAAUAACAUUAUGAUUCUACAUGAAUUUGAAGAAAGAAGAGAAAAACUAAUAUUUACAUUACAGAAUGGCUAGCGUAGAGUUAAGUUGGUCUUGAGGGUGGAAAUGUCCGCCCAUUCUGACGGUUUGUUUGGGAUAUGACAAUAGAUAUUGUGGUCAAAAAAAUCGAAACUUAUGUAGGACUUUAUUCGGUAUCUAAAGCAGGUGUUUUCAGUUUUUAAGCGAAAUUAGAUUCAAAGACUCAUUGCCAGGCCAACUCAACUCUCCACAUGCCAAAAUCCAACUUACACGUAGCAAAGAAGCCAAACUUUUUGGAAUAUUUCCAAAAUUUGCUUUUCGUUUAGUUUAUGAAAUGUUUUUUGUUUUGGUGUAACAUUUUGGUGCUAAAACGGUGCAGUUUUUGACUAUCCUCUACCCAAGCACUCUCUCCCUGUCCUUAUCGCAUUACUUCCUUUUGUUGCUAUUAACAUUAUCAUUAUUAUUAGUUUUUAUUUAGUUUUUAUAUUUUCUUUCUUCAGAGUUAUUAUUGUUCGUCGCCACUUAAUCACUUUUUACUUCUAAGCAACCUGAAGAGUUGAAAAGGAAACGUAUAAAUAUUUAUUUCCAUUUAUUUAUCUUUAAUUCUAAGUAAUCUAGUUCACAGACAACUAUUUUCAGAUAAACAUUUUUUUCCAUUGAAUGAGAAACAAAAAGUUAAGUAAGUCAAAAAGUAUGAAGAAAAAAUAAAGUACGGAAUGAUCGAAAUGUUAUUUAUUGAAAAGUAUGUAAGCAGUCGUUUAAUUUAUUAUUUA